ACGAUUUCUCUUGCUAUCGUGGUGAUUUUUAGCAAGUAAUUUUUAUGGCAAUUGAAGAGGGUGUGGUACCUUAGUUGGUAUGAAGUACAAAAAUUAAUUUAGUUGACACCCCUUGACGGUUUGAUGGUGGAGCGGACGCAUGAGGUACAUAGAUCAAAUAAAAAGAAAAAGCAAACGGGGUUAAUUGUUGAUAUAUCCAGAAGGCACAUGAAGAAAAAUAUAUCUUCUAGAUUCUUGCUCUGGUUUGGUUCUGGUUCAUCUAUCAUUACUAGACACUACUUUCGGAGGUGAAAUCGAACUAUAAAUUGAGAAAGGGUGAUGGUAAAGAAUAGAUAAUAUGUCAUAUCUGAUGUUUCCAGUGCGCUACAAAUCUAUACUUAUUAUCUUCUACUGUAUAUGCUUUUCAUUUAGGGUACUCAAAGACUAUUACAAAUGUAUUGGUAGUAGAUUCAGAUAAAAGACCAGUAUGUGCUUUCUAAAAGUACUGAGAUUUAAACUUUAGUAAGAGCUAUUAAAAGAAAGGAGGAUAAGAUAGUGAGACUGAAUGACAGCGGUCUAGAAUCCCUUGGUUCCCCACUUUCAAGAACUGCUAUAAAUUUCUUUUGUGUUAAUCAAAGUACCAGAAUAUCAAUUAUAUGUCAUUUUGCUAAUGGAGGAAAGUUAUACACAACGUGCAGGAAAUUUAGCAUUCAUAAGUGCACAGAUGUCCAAACGAUGGUAGAAUUCUCUGUUUUAAAGUAGUAGAGUACUUCCUAUUGGGCCCUUAAAUCUCUCUGCGGCACCAUAUAAGUUGCAUGAUUAUGCUGAACGACUAGUUGAUUAGUCUCAGAACUUCAUGUUCAUAUGCCUGUAUUGCUCAUUCCAGGAGGCAUGUAAAUAUGGAACCAGAUGGAGCCGGUGGCAAAGGAACUUGGGGCAUGCUCUUGGAUACUGAUACUGAUUCACACAUGGACCCAAAUGAUCCUAAUUAUGAUAGCGGAGAGGAAUCAGAUCAGCUAGAUGGUACCACAAUUUGUAACCUUGUACAUGACUACAAAAAAUCUAUAACAACAAUCAUUAAGGAGUACUUCAGCACUGGUGAUGUAUGCUUAGCCGUAACAGAUCUUAGAGACCUUAGCUCUGAUGAAUACCAUCACUUCUUUGUUAAGAAACUUGUUUCCAUGGCAAUGGAUAGGCGUGCCAAAGAGAAGGAGAUGGCAUCUGUUCUGCUAUCUGCUCUGUAUGCAGAUGUGAUCAGUUCAUCUCAAAUCAGACAGGGUUUUCUCAUGCUACUUGAGUCAGUUGAUGAUUUGGCUCUUGACAUACUUGAUGCUGUUGACGUGCUGGCUUUAUUUAUAGCUCGUGCUGUUGUUGAUGAAAUCCUACCACCUGUCUUUCUCACAAAAGCAAAGAAAACGCUUCCUGAAUCUUCUAAAGGCCUUUGUGUCAUUCAAACUGUGGAAAAGAGCUACCUCUCAGCUCCCCAUCAUGCAGAAUUAGUUGAGCGUAAAUGGGGUGGCACCACCCAACUUAUUGUUGAAGAGGUUAAAAAGAAGAUUGCAGAUUUGUUGAGGGAAUAUAUUGAGAAUGGAGAUGCAACAGAGGCCUGCAGGUGCAUCAGGGAGUUGGGAGUCUCAUUCUUCCAUCAUGAGGUAGUGAAACGAGCUCUGAUCCUUGCUGUGGAAAUCCACACGGCAGAACCUCUUAUGCUAAAGCUUUUAAAAAAAACGUCUGAAGAAUUCCUAAUUAGUCCUAGUCAGAUGACCAAGGGUUUCUCUAGGCUUAAUGAGAGUCUUGAUGAUCUAUCUCUAGACGUUCCUGCUGCAAAAUCAAUGUAUGAGAAUAUAGUAAACGUAGCAAUUUCUGAUGGAUGGCUGGACCCUUCUUUACUCAAGUCAAAUGGGGCAGAUGAGGAGUUCAAAGAUGAAGUUUAUGAUAGAUUGAAGAAAUACAAAGAAGAAACUGUCAACAUAAUACGGGAAUAUUUCCUCUCCGAUGACAUCCUGGAGCUUAUCAGAAGUCUCGAAGACUUGGGUGCUGCUAAGUAUAAUCCUAUUUUUAUCAAGAAACUGAUAACACUUGCACUGGACCGCAAGAACAGGGAGAAGGAAAUGGCAUCUGCUCUUUUAUCCGCCCUCAGUAUGGAAAUGUUUUCGAGAGAGGACGUUGUGGAUGGAUUCAUAAUGCUACUUGAAUCCACGGAGGACACUGCAUUGGACAUUUUGAAUGCUUCCAAUGAGCUAGCUCUAUUUCUGGCAAGGGCCGUCAUUGAUGAUGUCCUAGCGCCACUCAACCUGGAGGAGAUCAACAGCAUGCUUCCCCAAAAUUGCAGGGGUAGAGAAACAGUUCAGAUGGCCCGCUCGCUAGUUUCUGCUCGACAUGCUGGUGAGAGGCUUCUGAGAUGUUGGGGUGGCGGCAUCGGCUGGACAGUGGAGGAUGCAAAGGACAAGAUUAUAAAACUUCUGGAGGAGUAUGAGAGUGGAGGUGACAUCAGAGAAGCCCGGCAAUGUAUCCGUGAUUUGGCAAUGCCUUUCUUCAUUCAUGAAGUAGUGAAGAAAGCUUUAGUGAUGGCUAUGGAAAAGAAGAAUGACAGGUUACUGGGUUUACUGCAGGAGUGUUUUAGUGAAGGAUUGAUUACUGUCUACCAAAUGACCAAAGGGUUCGCCCGUGUGAAGGAUGGUCUCGAUGACAUUGCCCUCGAUAUUCCUAAUGCAGAGGAAAAGUUCCAAGAAUAUGUGGACCACGCGAGGAAGCAUGGCUGGCUUCUGCCAUCCUUUUAGGUAGCUACUCCCCAUCCUUUGUCCAAGCCCCAUGUCUAUUUUUUUUGUCCUCUGCCCAUCUUAUUGCUUUAAGCUGUGCUAAGAUGCAUCUCUAACGCCUUAGUUGGGACGUUUGCAUCUUUGUUUAGGGUUAGAUCAUCCCUUCAAUUUUUUCCCCCUUCUGAAAUUGUAGCAAAAUUAAAUUUUCAACAGAUUUACUAUAUUAGUUGGACAGUCAUAUGGUUGUGACCGCAAGUUUAUCUGUCAAGAUAUAGGCUUUGGUGCCCAUAUAAUCCGCAAGUUUGACCUCCUAUCUGAUCCAAAAUUUUAGAUUAUUUGGGUACCGUAAUGAUCCACGAAUUAAGAAAAUGUAAUAUAUUUGGAUCUUAGGUUUGAUGUAGAUAUCUAAUUUAAAAUAUUGAUUAA
Messenger RNA from Zingiber officinale, 3164 nucleotides. RefSeq names its product MA3 DOMAIN-CONTAINING TRANSLATION REGULATORY FACTOR 1-like. Gene Ontology annotation, biological process: negative regulation of DNA-templated transcription. The coding region runs from base 879 to 2759 and encodes 626 amino acids. Lineage: Eukaryota; Viridiplantae; Streptophyta; Magnoliopsida; Zingiberales; Zingiberaceae. The record is from RefSeq and is a predicted model, not a curated record. The transcript is spliced from 3 exons.